Molecule: messenger RNA, 648 nt
Organism: Knipowitschia caucasica
Lineage: Eukaryota; Metazoa; Chordata; Actinopteri; Gobiiformes; Gobiidae
Source: the annotation of a GenBank genome assembly
AUGGAGUACGCCCCUCUCCCCCCUCUCCCCCCUCUCCCCCCUCUCCCCCCUCUCCCCCCCCCUCUCCCCUCCCUCCCUCCCUUCUGCGGUGUGACCUACUUCAGCCUCAGUCUCAGUCGACUUCUCUCUCACUUCCACUGUGAGAGGGCGUGGACCGCAGGGUGUGGACCGCAGGGCGUGGACCGCAGGGCGUGGACCACAGGGCGUGGACCGCAGGGCGUGGACCACAGGGCGUGGACCACAGGGCGUGGACCGCAGGGCGUGGACCGCAGGGCGUGGACCACAGGGCGUGGACCACAGGGUGUGGACCGCAGGGCGUGGACCACAAGGCGCGGACCACAGGGUGUGGACCGCAGGGCGUGGACCACAAGGCGCGGACCACAGGGCGUGGACCACAAGGCGCGGACCACAGGGCGCGGACCACAGGGUGUGGACCACAGGGCAUGGACCGCAGGGCGUGGACCACAGGGUGUGGACCGCAGGGUACAGCGGCCCCUGGCUCCGGCGGACGGGCCCCCGGCGGCUCCUCCUGAGUGUGGCCCCCGAGGGCCCAGGGCGGCGUCAGCCCCUCCCCCGGCCCACUGUGCUCUGUGUGAUAAGAGCAGAGCCAAAGCUGCAGACUCUGAGAACUCCAGGGCACAGGACUGA